Messenger RNA from Klebsormidium nitens, 1934 nucleotides. The record is from the annotation of a GenBank genome assembly. Lineage: Eukaryota; Viridiplantae; Streptophyta; Klebsormidiophyceae; Klebsormidiales; Klebsormidiaceae.
AUGAGACGAGUCAAGAGGUGGCAAAAGUGGCAGAGUGCCGAUACCCUACCGUGGGGCUCAACAACAGCCAAUCCAAUCACAACCGAGAUGCGGCGACCAGGAAAAGAAGCUUGGAAGCUAGGUCGCUCGGCCUCUGGCAAGAAGAAGUUGCCCCUGGUUCCGCUCGUUCUAGCAAUCUUGUCCGGGACACUUUUCCUACUUGUCCUCCUGGGGUGGGAUCCGCUUGGCGUCUUUCCAAAGGGUAAAGUUCCUCAAGUUGCUCAGAAGGUAGCCAGGACGCUGCCUGUGAACCCGGCGGAACAGUUUGCUCAUCAGCAGGCGGCUGGGGCAUCAGACUCAGGAACUCAUGGCCAGGCCUCGGAAGCAAUUAGCACAGCGUUGAGCCUUCCCGUCACCGAAGCAGACUCGUACGACGGUCCCAAGCACAUCUGGACCCGGCAAAUAGUCGAUCAGAUCUCUCUUGGCCGACUGUAUGUGGCGAUUGCGAGGGAGAGCACAAAUUACCACCUAGCUCUAGAAUUCAGCAACCAAGUGAAGGCAUGCCAGGCGCUUUUGGAGGAAGCGAAGAAGAGCAGGCGUCCCGUCAAGAAAGGGGAAGCGCAGGCGGCGGUGCAGGAGAUGAGCAAGCUGACGUGGCAGGCUCGGGUGCUGCGAUAUGACCCCGCUACGGUGCUCAUGAAGCUCAAAGCGCAGAUUCAGAGCACCGAGGAGAAGCUCCAGUCGUACAGCGUCCAGAGCACCUUCUACGGCCAGCUGGCGGCGGAGGCGAUCCCGAAGAGCCUGCACUGCCUGGGGAUGCGGCUGACGUCAGAGUGGGGCGCCAAGACGGACGAGCUGCAGCGGGCGCUGGAGGAAGCGAGCCACCCGGAGCGGCUCGAGGACACCGGCCUGCACCACUUCUGCAUCUUCUCGGACAACGUGCUGGCAGUGUCCGUGGUCGUCCGGUCGACCAUCGCGUCUGCUGCCGAGCCCGCGCGCUGCGUCUUCCACGUCGUCACGGACGAGAUGAACUUUGGCGCCAUGCGCGCGUGGUUCGCGCUCAACCCGCCGACCCCCGCGGCCGUCCAGGUCCAGAACAUCGCGUCCUUCUCGUGGCUGAACGCCGACUACUCCCCCGUCAUGCGCCAGCUGCAGGACGCCGCGACGCAGAGCUACUACUUCCAGGCGUCGCUCAAGGAGUCCAAGAACACGAUCAAGUUCCGCAACCCCAAGUAUUUAUCCAUGCUCAACCACAUCCGUUUUUAUAUCCCCGAGAUAUACCCCCGGCUGGAGAAGAUUGUGUUUCUGGACGACGACGUGGUGGUGCAGAAAGACCUGGGGCCGCUGUUCGAGAUGGACCUGGGGGGGAACGUGAUCGGCGCCGUGGAGACGUGUCUCGAUUCCGGGUUCCAUCGGUACCACAAGUAUCUGAACUUCUCGGACUCGCGCCUGAAGGACAACUUCGAUCCGAAUGCGUGCGGCUGGGCGUUCGGAAUGAACGUCUUCGACUUGAAGCGGUGGAAAGAGGUGGACAUCACCAAGAUUUACCACUACUGGCAAGAUCAGAACAAGGACCGGUUGCUGUGGAAGCUUGGCACUCUUCCGCCGGGCCUCCUCACGUUUUACGACAAGAUGCAACCGUUAGAUAGAUCCUGGCACGUGCUCGGGCUCGGUUACGAUUUCAACGUUGAUAGCAAAGCGGUAGAAAAUGCUGCAGUGUUGCAUUACAACGGAAACAUGAAGCCUUGGUUGAAACUAGCUUUAGAAAGGUACAAGCCGAUUUGGACAAGACAUGUUGACUUUAGUCAACCAUUUAUUCAGGAAUGUAACGUGCACUGACGUACAGUAGCUCACAGCAAUAAGUUUAAGAGAGCAACAGACAGCCUGUUCAGAAUUAUUACAAUCAAGGGCCUUUCAAUCAGUUUCUUAGUAUUCCUACUUUCCUUAUGCAAGCA